Messenger RNA from Sesamum indicum (sesame), 1172 nucleotides. RefSeq names its product thaumatin-like protein. NCBI's taxonomy places the organism in Eukaryota, Viridiplantae, Streptophyta, Magnoliopsida, Lamiales, Pedaliaceae. The record is from RefSeq and is a predicted model, not a curated record.
AAUCCCUCGAUGGAAGUGAACAAAUUAAACAGCUCUUUUCUUUGCCACACAAGUGCUGCUGCCUCUCUGUUCUCCACUGAGGAGCCUGAGGCAUCUUCUUCCUUCUCGUAGCUCUCUCCAGCCUCAGCCAUGGAAGUAAUGCUCAGACCUCUCCUCUCUUUCCUGUUUCUCGCCAUCCUCAUCCUCCACAUUUCAGUGGAGGUCUCAGGUACAACAAUGACGCUGUACAACAAAUGCAGCCACCCUGUUUGGCCAGGCAUCCAACCCAGCGCUGGGAAGCCGGUUCUCGCUAGGGGAGGGUUCAAGCUACCGCCAAACAAGUCCUACACUGUCCAACUCCCGGCUGGGUGGUCGGGACGCGUGUGGGGCCGCCACGGCUGCUCAUUUAACGCCGAGGGCCGCGGCCGAUGCGCCACCGGUGAUUGUGGCGGGGCCCUCUUCUGUAAUGGGAUUGGUGGGCCCCCUCCGGCCACUCUUGCUGAGAUUACCCUUGGUAAUGAUCAGGAUUUCUACGAUGUCAGCCUGGUGGACGGCUACAAUCUCGCCAUUUCCAUCACACCCUUCCGCGGCAAAGGGAAGUGCAGCUACGCCGGGUGCGUUAGUGACCUGAACAUGAUGUGCCCGGUAGGGCUUCAAGUCCGAUCUCAUGACAAGAAGAGCGUGGUGGCGUGCAAGAGCGCGUGCUUUGCGUUCAACUCCCCCAGAUACUGCUGUACUGGGAGCUUCGGCAACCCGCAGUCGUGCAAGCCCACAGCAUAUUCCAGGAUUUUCAAAGCUGCCUGCCCCAAGGCUUACUCGUACGCAUAUGACGAUCCGACCAGCAUCGCCACUUGCACUGGCGGCAGCUACUUGCUCACCUUCUGCCCUCACCGUUAGCGCAUUUGCUCCUUUUCUCUUAUGGGAUCUUAUUCGUUAUCUCAAUUAGUUAGCUGGUAUAGUCAUAUAGUGUAUCUUAAUUGGUGGAGGUGGACAGUGAGAUCUGGUUAGUGUUCUUGCCAUGUUGGUGAGUGGAUCUGUUCCAUGGUUUAGUCUAAAAGAAAGAGGACUCAGCUGUCGUAGUAAACUGACAUGGUAUUAUGAUGUUUUGGUUGUGUUCUUGGACUUGGAUUUAGGUUAGUUUCCUUUCUGGAUUCACUGCUAUUUCCUUUUACAUUUUGCUUUCUGGUUGUGCA